UAGCUGAGCUUCAGUUAACACCCCAGGAUUGAAGGUUUCAGAGCGUCACUGUAGGGCAGCAUGUCCGUAUCAACAGGCGCGGCCCUUCUGUGGAUUUUACUUCUUACAUUCACUGUCUCCACCGUGUCAGGGGCCCAGAAGUUGACUCUCACUGCUGAACCAGGAGCCACCAUAAACAUCAGAAAUAAUAAUCAGGUCAAAGGUUGCGAAGUGUGUACAAGAUCGAUUAUUAAAAAAUGCAAUGCUGAAUCUCUGAAUUAUUUAAAAGGAAGUACUGUGGAAUUGAAAUGCUCCACACCUCAAGAUGUAUUCAGUAUAGAAAUUGUACGGCGUAUAACUUGCACCACGGAGUCAUGCAGUGGCCACAUCAUCCAGGCUGACUUCAGCUCAAUUGAUGCGCUGCGUUUUAACCGCACGUUUACCUGGAAUCUAGCGGCCGCAGCGCCAAAAGCUUUCCAAAUAGAUUUCACUAACACGGGUCUUAAACUGAUUCAUCCAUCUGAGAAAUGUCCAGACAGACACACCUACACCCUCCAGGCCUUCCAGUCUACGGGCAGUGCGGCUGUGGAGCAGUACUGCAGAAGUGGCACCAUCAGCAGUGCUCAGGUUUUGAAAAGCGGCAGCUUUUCUGUGGACGUCCCAGCAGAGCAGAAGCUGCAAAAUGACAAGUUUGAUGUGACUUUUCUAAACCUCACACAGCCAGAUUGUGUGAAGAAGGAAGUAGCAGUGGAGUACCACCAGAAAGGCAGGGUGACAUCGGUUCUGGGGCUAAAUGACACACAGCCGCUCCAGAACCAGGGAGACUUUUUGCUCACGCUGAGGAACUGCGAGAUGGAGAGAGCACCUGCUGAUUCUCCUGGACUCACUUUCACCCUCAAGGUGUCUUCUUACCCACCCCGUUCAAAAGCACCUUUAACCAUCAUCCUGGGUGUAGUGGCUACUCUGCUGGUCAUUUCUGUCAUAGUGCUAGUUGUAAUGAUUAGGAAGAACAAGAAGAAGAAGAAGAAGAAGAAGAAGAAGAAAGGCAAUUAUGAAGUUGCUGUCUAUAAUCCUAAUGGCAUCAACUUCUUACCAGGAUACGAAUCCCCAGACAUGCUGGGGACUUGUAAAGAUGAUGAGUCCCAUGUGUACGAAGAGAUUGAUGACACUCUCGUCUACACACACCUGCUGAAAAGGGGUGCAGAGACUGGCAACUAUGAAGAAACAUAUAAACCUGUUUCAGGACACACAGACUCUCAAAAGCCACUGCUCUCAUCACAGCAGGGCCCUCCACGCCCCAACAAGCCACCAAGCAAAAUCCUAACCCCGGUGGACAAUACAAUUUACCAGAAUAUGAUUUACCAGCCUAAGGAUCAAAGUGAGGACGAACAGCUCCCGAAUCUGGGGCCUCGACUGGAGCUAGAGGGAAGCAACUGAGCAGAAGACUGGACUCAGCUUUUUGAUUUUUCUCUUGACCCACUUGAACUUUGGGAUAUUCGUUCCCUGUGUGAUUGCUCGCUGUUCAGCCUCACAAAGCACCUUUUCUGUUGAGUGCAGCUUUUGCACUAAAGUGAGGCACACACAAACAACCUGUCUGCAGCUGUUACAACGUUUUGUCCCAGAUUAAAGGCUCUUCGAUUGCAAAAGUUGCUCUCAAUCAUCCCCUGUAGCUGCAUCUGACAUAAAACAUAUUUAUUUCAUAGUAAGGUCAAAUAUAUUGCUUUUUUAAUGUGUCACGAUGGGAUGAGUCCUUUGUCCUCAUCGGAGACUAGUGGCAUA
Pundamilia nyererei is the source of this 1758-nucleotide messenger RNA. Its product is annotated as CUB domain-containing protein 1-like. The transcript is spliced from 6 exons. The record is from RefSeq and is a predicted model, not a curated record. The coding region runs from base 61 to 1416 and encodes 451 amino acids. NCBI's taxonomy places the organism in Eukaryota, Metazoa, Chordata, Actinopteri, Cichliformes, Cichlidae.